Messenger RNA from Diaporthe citri, 1302 nucleotides. RefSeq lists its product as uncharacterized. NCBI's taxonomy places the organism in Eukaryota, Fungi, Ascomycota, Sordariomycetes, Diaporthales, Diaporthaceae. The transcript has 7 exons. The coding region runs from base 1 to 1302 and encodes 433 amino acids. The record is from RefSeq and is a predicted model, not a curated record. Gene Ontology annotation, molecular function: FAD binding.
AUGUCUUCUGCUGCUAUACAAGCUCGCGAGCUGCUAGAAAAUGCCUUCCCCGGCCGUAUCACAACUCCAGACUCGAAGAAGAGCUUCGAAACUGAGCGAGAGAGACCAUGGUCCCAGUCCUGCUGGCUCCCAGCCGCCGCUUACGUCGUUCUGAGCACCACCCGGGAGGUCGUCUCGGCCCUUGCCGUCGUAAGGAAGACGGGAUGCAAAUUUGCCAUCCGCACGAGCGGGCACAACCCCAACGUUGGUUUCAGCAGCGUUGACGGGAGCGGUGUCGUCCUCGACCUGCGGGGACUCAAGGGCAGGACCCUGGGCGAUAACAACGUCCUGCACGCUGGGGGCGGGUGUGUCUGGGGUGAUAUUUACCCCUUCCUGGAAGAGCACGGGCGAUCCCCCAUCGGAGGUCGCGAAACACAAGUUGGCCUCGGAGGAUUCCUGACCGGUGGCGGCUAUCCGGCUUUCUCCAGCUUUUAUGGUAUCGGCCCAGAUAGUGUGAAGGGCUGCGAGGUAGUUGUUCUGGCGGAUGGGUCCAUCUUCGAGGCCAACGCUCACAACCACGCGGAGCUCUGGCGUGCUCUCAAGGGCGGCACUUCGAACUUUGCAAUCGUCACGCGCUUCGACAUUGAAGUACACCCUCUGAUCAAGGCCAAGUUCAUAAUCAAGCUCUAUGAUCCAUCUGAUUUUGCCAACAUCAACGCAGCGACUAUUUCCGUGCAGGAGGCCAUUGAGAAAGACCCCAAGCUCAACCUGUUCACCAAUUGCAACAAGCAAUUCGUGGCGGUCAUCAUGAUUUAUGCGGACUCCCCUGCGGGCUUUCCGAAGGCUUUUCAGCCCUUCGACAAGCUGAGUAGCCACCUGAACACAGUGGUCCCGCCCACGGACGGGACAGUCUUCACGGUCGUCAAGACCUUGUCUACGAUGGGCCACGUUGCCCAGUCGUUGAGCCGAAAAAUCGGCUGUGUCACCACUAAGAUCUCGGUGGACCUCUAUGACGAGGUGAACAAGUGCUGGCAGGAGGCAAUCAAGAAGGUUCCGGAAGGAGGGACACUUCAUUAUACUGUCCAGCCUGUGGCCACGGCCGCUGUCCAAGCCGGCAAGGACCGAGGGGCGGAGAAGAUAGCCAAAGACAAGGACUUGCACUUGGACUUCAUCUGUCCGAGCUUCGCGGGUGCCAAGCAGAAUGUCCUCCGCGGCUUCGGGCAGAAGAACCUCCAAGACCUGAAGGAGGUCGCUGCAAAGUACGAUCCGGAGGGUGUUUUUCAAAAACAACAGAGUGGUGGCUUCCUGCUCCGUGAUGCUUGA